This is a messenger RNA of Athene cunicularia (burrowing owl), 3607 nucleotides long. RefSeq names its product purinergic receptor P2Y2 (gene P2RY2). Lineage: Eukaryota; Metazoa; Chordata; Aves; Strigiformes; Strigidae. Gene Ontology annotation, cellular component: plasma membrane. The transcript has 2 exons. The record is from RefSeq and is a predicted model, not a curated record. Gene Ontology annotation, molecular function: A1 adenosine receptor binding; G protein-coupled purinergic nucleotide receptor activity; G protein-coupled UTP receptor activity. Gene Ontology annotation, biological process: phospholipase C-activating G protein-coupled receptor signaling pathway; positive regulation of mucus secretion; blood vessel diameter maintenance. The coding region runs from base 153 to 1268 and encodes 371 amino acids.
AACACGUGGUCCAGCAUGGAGGAACUGGCUGGGGUGAUGCCCUUGCUUGGCAUGGGUGGCUGGAGGGCACUUAAAAAGCUCUGCAUGGUCACCUGCAUUUAACACCAGCAAGAAACCUCCUGCCAUGACCCCAGGAAGGGCUGGGAGAGCCGAUGAAGCAGAUGCAGGUGGUCCUCACCAAAGCAUCAUGGGUGAUGGCAAACCUAACAACUCCUCCAGCCUGGACCAGAGUCAUCAACAGUUCCUUGGACCCAAGUGGCACAGGAGACACCUACAAGUGCAUAUUUGAUGAGGACUUCAAGUAUGUCCUGCUGCCUGUCUCCUACGGCAUCGUGUGUGUGGUGGGGCUCUUUCUUAACCUUCUGGCCCUCUACGCCUUCAUCUUUAGGAUCAAGACCUGGAAUGCCUCCACCACAUACAUGUUCAACCUGGCCGUGUCCGACACACUCUAUGUGGUCUCCCUCCCCCUCCUGGUGUAUUAUUAUGCCAUGGGGGACAACUGGCCCUUCAGUGUGGGCUUGUGUAAGAUAGUCCGUUUCUUGUUUUACACCAACCUCUACUGCAGCAUCCUCUUCCUCCUCUGCAUCAGCAUCCAUCGAUUCCUGGGCAUCUGCUUCCCGCUGAAGUCACUGCAGUGGGGACACGUUCGCUAUGCCCAGAGGGUGUCGGUCAUCGUCUGGGUGGUGACCGUCGCAUGCCAGUCGCCCGUGCUCUUCUUCGUCACCACCAGCGUGAAGCGUGACACCAUCACCUGCCAUGACACGUCCAGCAAGGACCUCUUUGGCCAGUUUGUCAUAUACAGUUCGGUGAUGCUGGUGCUGCUUUUCUGCAUCCCUUUCCUCAUCAUCAUCGUCUGCUACUGUCUAAUGGCCCGGAGGCUGCUGCAGCCCACACGAGGCAUCUCCCGGUUGUCCCGAUCCAAAAAGAAAUCAGUCAAGAUGAUAAUCAUCGUCUUGAUGGUCUUCAUCGUUUGUUUUCUUCCUUUCCAUGUCACUCGUACCUUGUACUACUCCUUCCGGAGCUGGGACUUGAGCUGUCAGACCCUCAAUGCUAUCAAUUUGGCCUAUAAGGUGACUCGUCCCCUAGCUAGCACCAACAGCUGCUUGGAUCCCAUUUUGUAUUUCUUAGCAGGACAACGAUUUAUGAAGUUUGCAGGCAGCAAAAUGCCAGGGAAGCCUCAAAACGAAAUGGCACUGGGCAUCGUGCCCAACAGUCACCUGGGAACCAGCAACGACACAGCCACGUUAUCCACGGAUGUGAGCUCCUAGCUCCGCUCCAGCGCGGGUGGCACCGUCUCCGAGACAGAAGGGUUUAUCCCGGGUGCAGAGGGAGGUCAGGAUGCUUCAGGGCCCGAGGGUUUUGGUGGUUGAGGUGCCGUGGCUCGCACCCACUUCAGCAUGGUCCAUGUUAAAUGUGGUCCUCUGCUCGUCACCGUUUCAAACGUGUUUUUUUCAGGAAGAUGCCACUGUGGUUCUACAAACCCCGUGUCUCUGCCUCUUCAUCCAAGCCUGCCUCUGUUCAACGCUGAAUGGCAUCUCUCCACCAGUGAGGCUGAGUGACCUCUAUCACGGUGGCCAAAUCUUCUAAAAAAAAAAAAACCCAAAUCACACCCUGUACAUCUGAGAUCAUUUUCUAAAGCAGAAAUGUUGUGUGCAAAAAGUUCCCCUAAAGAAAUCCCUCUGCCCUUCUGCAGAUUCCCUGGCACAGAGGUAUCAAGGGUUUCUCUGUGCCUUGGCAAGGGAGGAAAGGCUCUUGGUCCAUGAGGAGAGUCAGCUGCGGUUCUGCUAAACAGGGUGAUGAAAAUGUCGAGCGGAAAUACCACCCGCAGCAGGAAAGGGUCUCUCACAGCUUUGUUUCCAUGGAGAAAUGCUCUCCCAGCUUCAAGCCCUGGCAUCUGCUGGAGGGGACUCCCAGAUCCUGUCCAAGGGCUGGCUUCCCAUUAAAAAGGGUGCUGGUAGACCUUCCAUCCCACUGGAGUAUACUGGUACCAUCCCACUGGAGUUUAGUGGUACCAUCAAGUAGGUCACCUUUAGAGUUCUCCAGUGGGGCCAACAUCUUCCAGGAGACCUGUUAGUGCUUCCCAACAGCAACUCUCGACAAGUUUUUCAGAACCUGUAGCUUUCCCUCAGCUGCUAACUUUAAUCAUCAUCUCCAGCUCAUCAAAAUCUAGGGUGAGCUCUUCAUGUCUUGUUUUUUAAUUUUCUUACUAGUGACUCGUAUUUCCAGCAAAGAAGCGAAGACCGUUGCUCAUCCCCUUCUCUGAGUGCUGCCACAUCCUUAUUUCUGCUCAGAGGUGACAGCCCUCUGUGACCUUUAGCAGCUUGGUGUGACCCAAAAUGCUGCCCAGAUGCUGCUGCCUGGUCUCCCCAUAAUCCCAGUAAGCCCAGUGCUCCACUGGAGCCAGUCAGCAUAUCCCUUACUGACAGCGUAGACCUUCCCUGGGAAAUUUGGCAACGCUAAGCCCUGGGUUUAGGAGCCAUACCAGUAAACAUGGUGCUAAGCUUAACCCCAGUCCUGUUUGGAUUUGGCCUUGCAUUCCCCGACAGCCAGGAUAGUUCAAAGUAAACUGGAGAAAAUAUCCACAAAAUACUUCCCCCGAAGGUCUACUCAGUCUUUCUCUCUAAUUGUGGGGUUAGAGAACCAAGAGCCAAGGUCUAUGGUUUCCUUGACCAGCUUUGCCACGAGGAUGCUGUUUCCUCACCCCAAAAAUGAAAAUUGCUUGUUCUGCAGCACUGGACCAGUCGUAUUUUAGGAUUGGUUCUAUUUUAGUGUUAGGCAAACACAUUUGAUGCUGGUUUAGAUUGUUUCCUCAGACCUCUUAGUUUCUCCUAUCCAUCCUUCUUAUGAAGUGGCUUGGUGGAGAUAGACACGUCGCGACAUAACCGGAUGAGUUCAGUCAGGGGUGACUGAGGCCAUUCAGGGUUAACUGGGAGGUUCCUGUGGUCCCGGCUCAGUGGAGCCGUGGUCCCAUGGAGGACUCUUGUCCCAGCCAACAAUGUCCUAACCACAGGAGGCAAAGGAGUGGACUGUCUCAGCUCUGAGCACCAUCGAGAAAUGAAAAUAGGACAUUUGUAGGGUGGUUCAUCUCAUCCUUGAGUGAACUUUUAGAAUAGGAUCGGGUUAAGAUAGGACUUGCACUGUGGCAGCACCUUUUUUUCCUUCUGCCUGUGAAGGCUUGGCUUUAUGGGGAGGGUCACGUUAUAGUCACCAGGGCGAGACAAAGAAUUGGGAAAAAUUAAUUCAACCAAAGCGCUGAACUGGUACAAACAUUACUCCAGGCCAGGUCUUGCCUGGUCUCCUGCACUUGCCAGAAAGAAGCAUGAACUCCAAGUUACGUGCUCUGAAUAAUUCAGCAAAAAUGUGCUCAAAGUUCACUCCUGCAGUCCUGUUCCUCGAUCCCACCUUUCUCUGAGCUGGCAUCAGCUGACUUCAAACCACCACCUUGGACAACACUGCCAGUCCCUUCAGGGGAGCCCUUCUGUGGUCCCGGUCCCGUGCGAGCUAGUGGCACUGUUCACAUGCAGAGCGGUUGGAGAGGUACCAACUGGAAAUUUAUAUAUAGAUUUUGGUUUUGUUUGUAAAAUCACUAACUUAUACUAAAAAAAAA